Messenger RNA from Chrysochloris asiatica (Cape golden mole), 1614 nucleotides. It is a transcript of the gene CARD9, whose product is annotated as caspase recruitment domain family, member 9. The transcript is spliced from 12 exons. NCBI's taxonomy places the organism in Eukaryota, Metazoa, Chordata, Mammalia, Afrosoricida, Chrysochloridae. The record is from RefSeq and is a predicted model, not a curated record. Gene Ontology annotation, biological process: positive regulation of canonical NF-kappaB signal transduction; regulation of apoptotic process. The coding region runs from base 1 to 1614 and encodes 537 amino acids.
AUGUCGGACUACGAGAAUGAUGAUGAGUGCUGGAACACCCUGGAAGGCUUCCGAGUGAAGCUCAUCUCGGUCAUUGACCCCUCCCGCAUCACGCCCUACCUGCGCCAAUGUAAGGUCCUCAACCCUGACGAUGAGGAGCAGGUGCUCAGCGACCCCAAUCUGGUCAUCCGCAAGCGCAAAGUGGGCGUACUCCUGGACAUCCUGCAGCGGACGGGCCACAAGGGCUAUGUGGCCUUUCUGGAGAGCCUGGAGCUCUACUACCCCCAGCUGUACAAGAAAGUCACGGGCAAGGAGCCAGCCCGCGUCUUCUCCACUAUCAUAGAUGCCUCGGGCGAGUCGGGCCUGACGCAGCUGCUGAUGAGCGAGGUGCUGAAGCUGCAGAAAAAGGUGCAGGACUUGACUGCGCUGCUGAGCUCCAAGGACGACUUCAUCAAGGAGCUGCGUGUCAAGGACAGCCUGCUGCGCAAACACCAGGAGCGCGUGCAGAGGCUCAAGGAGGAGAGCGAGGCGGGGGGCCGUGAGCUGAAGCGCUGCAAAGACGACAACUACGACCUGGCGCUGCGCCUGGCACGGCUGAGCGAGGAGAAGGGCGUCGCCCUCAUGCGCAACCGGGACCUGCAGCUGGAGGUGGACCGGCUCAAGCACAGCCUCAUGAAGGCCGAGGACGACUGCAAAGUGGAGCGCAAGCACACAUUGAAGCUGAGGCACGCCAUGGAGCAGCGGCCCAGCCAGGAGCUGCUCUGGGAGCUGCAACAGGAGAAGGCUUUGCUGCAGGCCCGUGUUCAGGAGCUCGAGGCUGCUGCCCAGGAUGGACCUCGGGACAGGAGCAGCGCCUACAUCCAGGUAUUGGAGGAGGACUGGCGGCAGGCGCUGCGGGACCACCAGGAGCAGAGCAGCACCAUCUUCUCUUUGCGCAAGGACCUGCGACAGGCCGAGGCCCAGCGAGCCCGGUGCGUGGAGGAGAAGGAGACGGUUGAGUUGCAGUGCCUCUCUCUGCGUAAAGACUCCAAGAUGUACAAGGACCGCAUUGAGGCCGUCCUGCAGCAGAUGGAGGAGGUGGCCAUCGAGCGGGACCAGGCCAUCGCGACACGGGAGGAGCUCCACACACAGCAAGCACGGGGCCUGCAGGAGAAGGACAGGCUACGCAAGCAUGUCCGUGAGCUGAGCGAGAAGGCAGAUGAGCUCCAGCUGCAGCUGUUUCAACGCGAGGGCCAGCUGCUGGCUGCCGAGGGUCGGCUCAAGCAGUACCAGCUGGAAAUGCCCGUUCUGAGUUCUGGCUUGGAGGACAGCUCACCCCGGAGCUCUCAGGAGCUCUCAAUGCCCCCGAGCCUGGAGGAAGAAGCUCAGCUCUCGGACAAAGGUGGCCUGGCAGAAGAGCAGAGCCCGGAACAGCCCUGCCAGGCUCUUCCGAAGGAGCGGCAUUCACUGACCCCCAACGGUAUAGGCCUGAGCGGCGGGGAGCCCCCGGAGAAGGAGCGGCGGCGCCUCAAGGAGAGCUUCGAGAACUACCGCAGGAAGCGGGCCCUCCGCAAGAUUCAGAACGGCUCUCGGCUGGGGGAGGUGGACUGGGGCAACACCACCGGCAGCGACAACACGGACACGGAGGGCUCCUAG